AUGACCCCAGGCCAACAGAAGUCCCCAGUGGCCGAGCGGAAACGGGAGCGCGAUGUUUACUUGUUGUAUGGGUCUGCAUUUCGGGAUUCCCCCAAGAUCGAGACUCCCGCCCUGGAUCACAAGCCCCGCGCAUCCGCCGACUCCACUUUGAUCGCCCUCGCCCAGCUCACCGCGACGCGCCUCAACGUCGCACGCGCCUGUAUCUCGCUCAUAGACGACACCCAUCAGCACUUCUUGGCAGAAGCCACGCCGAGCCUCCCGCUUCGUCCGAAGCCAGAGGAUGCCGCCGCCGCUCUGUGGCUCGGCAAUGUGAGCGUUCCGCGCUCGUGGGGUGUGUGCGAAGAGGUGCUGCAAAUGAGGACCGACGCCGUCCUCGUGAUUGACGAUCUCUCCAAAACCGAGCAAUACGCACACAGCGAUUUCGUCAAAGGGGGUCCGCAAUGGCGCUUCUACGGAGGAGUGCCCUUGGUCUGUCCACGCGGCUCUGUGGUGGGCGUGCUAUCCAUUUGGGACGGCGAACCGCGCCCUGAUCCGGGCCUCUCUGGCGGGCAGGUCAUCCUUCUUCAAGAUUUUGCGGCGACCAUCAUCAACUACCUGGACACGUACACGCUCAGGGACCAGUAUCAACGCGGCGAGCAGUUCACUCGCGGUCUGCUGUCCUUUGCGCAAGGAGCAUCCGCAUUGAAGCCUUUCAAAGUAUUUGCAGAUGACUCCUCGAACCAGUCCGGCUCGACAACAGCUGCUUCAGCUGGUUCUGUACGCAGUCUCAAGACUCUGUCGUCAGUGGGUUCAAGGACAAUUCAAGCUUCAUCGACCAAUGAACGAUCAAUCGGCACCCUUCAGAACUCUAUCCUGCCCCUCCAUUCCAAAGAUAUGUUCUCUCGUGCUGCCAAUGUCAUGAUGGCAUCUAGCAAUCUAGAUGGCGUGCUCAUCCUCGACGCCUCUGUUGCAGCGACUGGCCACCGUCAAUUUCCUGGUACCAACGAAGAGGAUGCGAGUUCAGGAGACUCUUCGCACUCCGUCUCUUCGUCUAGUGAUGCUGCUAGCACCGCGAGUAGUCGUCGCGAUAUGCAGGAUGAUAAAUCGCCCAAGACGUGCUCAGUGCUUGGCUAUGCGGUGCGAGGAAAAGCGUCCAACGAUGGAUCCGACUUUGGUACUUUGUUGGAGCGAGAUUUGGCACGACUGCUCAAAGAAUGGUCUACCGGGAAGAUAACAAAUUUCACCGCUACGGGCUCAUCUGUAUCGUCGACCGACGACAACUCUUCAUCAAGUGCCAGCGCCGCAGAAGUUGUUUCGUCAGAAGCCAAAAAGAAAGAUGUUGGGCGAAGGUUCAGAACAUCGGUUGCAGUUCAUGAACUGCUCCCCAAAGCGAGGAGUGUUGCAUUCGUGCCGUUUUGGGACUACGCAAGUCAUAAGAUCCUUUGA
Didymosphaeria variabile is the source of this 1425-nucleotide messenger RNA. RefSeq lists its product as uncharacterized. Bases 1 to 1425 code for a protein of 474 amino acids. The transcript has a single exon. NCBI's taxonomy places the organism in Eukaryota, Fungi, Ascomycota, Dothideomycetes, Pleosporales, Didymosphaeriaceae. Gene Ontology annotation, molecular function: protein binding. The record is from RefSeq and is a predicted model, not a curated record.